AGAGCACUAGCAGGAACGAUAAAAAACGUCAGAAUGUCGUCUACGGUAUCUCAAGAAUGCCCUUGUCCGCCACAUCGCAGUGACGCAUCACCUAGACUAUUACACGAUGAUGAAAUUAGAAAUACGCUGUCUAAGUUGGAUGCAUACAAGCAGCGUGGGAAUAGUAUAGAAAGAUUGUACACAUUCAAAGGAUUUAGAGGUGCUAUAAAGUUUAUCAAUAGCGUGGCUGACAUAUGCAUAUCCCACAACCAUCACCCAACUAUAACAAAUAUGUAUGGCCACGUUAGACUUAACUGGAUUACGCACUCGACAAUGGAAGAAAUACCCGGUGUGACAAGCAAAGAUAUAGAGCUUGCUUGGGAGUGCGACAAACUCUACAGCACUGCAUUUGGUGCUAGACCACUUAACGAUAAAGAACUAGAGUUAGAAAAGUUGUAAAUAUUAUCGAUUGUUUGCUAUCAC
Messenger RNA from Wallemia mellicola CBS 633.66, 462 nucleotides. RefSeq names its product transcriptional coactivator/pterin dehydratase. Lineage: Eukaryota; Fungi; Basidiomycota; Wallemiomycetes; Wallemiales; Wallemiaceae. Gene Ontology annotation, biological process: tetrahydrobiopterin biosynthetic process. The record is from RefSeq and is a predicted model, not a curated record. The transcript has 2 exons. Bases 34 to 438 code for a protein of 134 amino acids. Gene Ontology annotation, molecular function: 4-alpha-hydroxytetrahydrobiopterin dehydratase activity.